UGUCGUGCGAGAGAAAAAAACUGCCAGCAGCGAUCGGGCAGCGAUUCCGAGCGAGACAUAGCCCGCGUCUUCCCCGCGACCUCUUCCCGGCGCCCCUCAUUCCUCUUGCCGUCGCCGCCCCCGUCCAUAGUGAGAGGAAAGAGAGGGAGGUGAGCCAGCAGACAGGAGGGGGCGGCAGAGCUCCCAGCCCAACGCCGGAGUUCAACACCAUGGGCGACGGUGCUCGGGUUCGGCCUCGGGCACCAGGGGAGUUGGCGACUCCCAGCCCCGCACCGGAGUUCAGCGGCAGGGCCGAUGACGCCCGGGUUCGGCCCUGGGCCCCAGGGGAGCUGCGACGGCGUCGUGAGAGGCCCGGGCCUCCUCCUCGUAAAAGGAGGCAUCGCUUGUGCUAGGCGGCGGCGAUCUAAGCGCCGGUCCAGGGGCAGCGGCGUCCCCUCGUUUGCGCCUGGGUCUUCAACCUUCCAGUGUGGUACAGGAGCAGCAGCAACCACCGAUGCCAAGAAGCUCCAGCAAUCACACGCUCACUCUUGCUUCACAGAUUAUGUAUUAUGGCCUUGCACAGCUAAGCUAACUAAAAUGUAUACGAUGUGUCAAAGUUACUGUUGUUUAUGUUCUGAAAAUGAUUGAUGUGGAAGGAGGACCAUUCGUAAUUUGGCCUCAAGGACAUGCUCUGCUUCAGCUUGCAGGUUGCGACCUUGCUUCCCUCCUCUUACUUGUUUGCUUUUAGUAUUAUUAAACUGCACGAUACAAAUGAACAUUUUUUAUUAUGUCUAGACCUAGAUUUUUUGUGGUGUUGCAUCCACACUGGCAGAUGACUAUUUAUAGAGAGAUGUCAUGGAAAUUGCAAGUAGAUGGUCGCAGAUGCUUACUAAUCUGUAACAAUAAAAUCCAGUUGCAUGUCAUAUGUCGAUUCUCUUACAUAUUAUAUUGUGAGCAUACUUAGACACAUAUGUCGCUCUGGUGAUCAUAUUAUGUUCACUUUUCUGUUUAGGUUUGUCAUUGAUUAAGUUGAUUCAUUUUCAUGCAUGUUCUAUGUGUAUGAACAUGUAUAUGAUAGGCCAUUUUGAUUCAGUUAAUAUACAUUCAGGUUCUGAUUGUAUUUCAAUAGUAACCUGGGCCUAUUUGAGCAGCUUUUUUACUAUAUCAGAUUGUUUAUGAUCUUUAUUUAGAAUAAGCUAUGUCAGCCUGCUGGAUCCUUCUCAAUCAGCUAACCUCAUUGUUCUACACUCUCUUGCUUCAUAAUUUUCCCCAUUGGACACUCUCUUAACAGAAAUAUUUGUGUUAUCAAUUUGCUGUUGGUUCACAUCUAGGGUCAGAAAGUAGCGUCAUGCAUGAUGAAUGUUGGUGAUCUUUUUAUUGUCAAGCAACAAUUUCGAGAUUCAUGAAACAUGGUCAAUAUCAAAAGGUAGUUAUUGGUGUUUCCAUAUUUGUUCAUGACCAGUAUGUUAUACCAACUAUUAUUAUUUAGAGUGCCUCCCUUCUGUUCUGAAGAUAUGCAUAUUUCAUACUCCCUCUGUCCCAAAAUAAGGACUCAACUUUAUACUAACUUUAGUACAAAUUUUGUACAAAAUUGAGUCAUUUAUUUGAGACGGAUGGAGCAUUAAUUAUGAGAACAACAAGUUAUGCAUGCAUUUUUUCGUGGGUGAUAUGCCUCCUUUAUAUUUAAAAAACCAUUCUUUCCAGGUUUAAACCCCACAUGGUCAGUAGAAUAGGUAUCUAAAAGGACUAAGAUCUAACUACAUUAAAAAAAAAAUGCUGCCACUGCGUGAGUGUUUAUAACAGGUGGUGGUUAUUCUGAGAUGAGGAGGUGCUCACUGAUGAGUUGGGGAGGCAUGUAAGGACAGUAUGGUACGAGAACACCGAUUAACAGUCGGACGCGUCUUAUCCCAUCACCCCAGAGGGUUAGUCGUGAGUGUCGGCGGCCAGACACAGAGAGGUUCUCUCUGUAAUCCAUAUUAUUCCUCCUUUUCCUAAUUUGUUAUAUGUUCAACAUAAUGCCAACGGACAAUAUACUACCGUGUACCUUUAAUUUCUAAGUUGGAGCAAUUGAUAGUUGUGUUUUA
Messenger RNA from Hordeum vulgare subsp. vulgare (domesticated barley), 2063 nucleotides. RefSeq lists its product as uncharacterized. Lineage: Eukaryota; Viridiplantae; Streptophyta; Magnoliopsida; Poales; Poaceae. The record is from RefSeq and is a predicted model, not a curated record. The coding region runs from base 295 to 627 and encodes 110 amino acids. The transcript has 3 exons.